Molecule: messenger RNA, 2276 nt
Organism: Dissoconium aciculare CBS 342.82
Lineage: Eukaryota; Fungi; Ascomycota; Dothideomycetes; Mycosphaerellales; Dissoconiaceae
Exons: 2
Coding region: 232-1869 (545 amino acids)
Source: RefSeq, a predicted model, not a curated record
CUUGAAGUGAUCGUCGCCUAUGAUGAUCCGCGAUUUGAAGAAGUUCGAGACCCAACAACCUCAUAAGACAUCAUCGAAGGCUUACAAUUUCUGUUGUGAGCAACAGCGUGGCGAGCUUGCAUAGCAAAGCCGUGCCGAGUCGCGACGUGACGUCCUUGUGUACACUUUCUCGCCUGUUUCCAACAUUGCGACACCUUGUUCGAACGACUACACCAACAUCUCAUCGUCAUAAUGUCUUCUUCAAAGACUGAGGACCACCAGGAGAAUUCAGAUGACUUGCCCAUGAUCAACAAAGUCUAUAACUCAACAGCUCAGAUGGCAUCAACGUACUUCACGCUGCCCUCGUUCACCCGAGCAAAGCGCAAUCAGGAGGAAUUGCGUAAAAGUAACCCACAGGUCCCCGUGCUCAAGGAAGAGGACGAAAAAUUCCUAGAAAGACAGAUCGCCUCAAGUAGCCUUCCUGAUGAUGUACCAAAGACCAAGAUCACAGAUGAUGGCGAGGAGAAAAAAGCUGCAUCCUCGGAUCUGAACGCUGCCUCCGAAGAUGCGGUCGUUAUACCAGAGACACAACCCGACAACAAAGAAUCUACGAGCUCCGGCGAGACAUCAGCAGCAAGCAAGUCCGCCUCAUCACCAAAAUCGAGCAAGAAAGACUUCGGUCUUCCAAGCCAAGAGGAAGCCGAAGCAGCCACCAAAAACUGGGAUUCUGCCUUCGAAAAGGGCCAAAAGUCGGGCGAUGGCUCCUCAUCGACGGCAAAACGCACAUGGGCCUCGUAUUUGGUACCAGGCUCCAAGAAAGACACCAAACCCUCCGGUGACGAGCCCGCAGCUGCCACCGAUGCUAAUGCGAGCGAGCCAUCUGGCAGCAAGACACCACAACGCACAUGGGCCGAAUAUGCCAACACAUAUGUGCCGAGUAACCUGCCAUCUCUUCCUACUCUACCAACGACCUUGAAAUUCAAGAAAUCCUCAAAAUCUGAUCCGGAUGCUCAAGCAUCUCCCGUACUCAACAAAGAUGGUACCGUCGACGAUGCUGCCACUGCCGAAAAGCAGGAUAGAGAGGUUACAAUUCUACUCGACAACAUGAACAUGUCGACUUUGAACAACCGGGUGUUUGCUCUGUCAGCUGAGACUCAAAAGAUUUACGACCGCUUCGCGCAAGUCCUCAAGGACACGAUCAAUGGUGUACCGACUGCGUACGAGGAUAUGGAUAAGCUUAUGCGCGAGGCGGGCCCUACGAUUGAGAAACAGUACAAAGCUAUGCCGCCAUUUGUCCAGAGCCUUGUGAAGACUCUACCAGCUAAGCUGAGCACCUCUUUGGCUCCAGAGGUAUUGUCGAGUAUUGUGGCGGAGAAGCCCGGAGCAGAUCUAAAGGCAGCAGAGAAGGGCAAAGCUGGCGCUGCGUCAACCGGCGGAAAGAAUGCCAAGGGAAAGAGCAAGCGUCGCGUGCCCGGCUUGAAGAAUCUGGUCGCACAACAAGGCGCAGUGGCGGGAAUUCUGAGGAAUGUCGUGACCUUUCUGCGCGUUCGCUUCCCGCUUUUGGCGUCGGGAACGAAUGUGGUGAUGUCGCUUGCAGUAUUCAUUCUCAUGUUUGUGUUCUACUACUGCCACAAGCGCGGCAAAGAAGUCCGUGUGGAAAGGGAGAAGGCCGCAGCGGAUGCCGCCUUGGAGGUUGAUGGCCAGGCUGACGAGGAAGAUUCGUUCACGGCUGAAGACGACGAAGAUGAGGAUGAAGAUGAGGAUGACGAGGUCGAUAAGGACGAUGAGGAAUGGCAAGCUCGCCUUGAGGAGUCUGAAGCGGCGCAUGUACCGCUGCCCACACCUAAGCCCGUGAGCGAUGGCACGGGCAACGAACCCGAGAAGCUGUGAAUCGUAUACUUGCGAUGAUGCCACCGUUAGACACUGCUUUGAUUAUGAUCAUGGAUUCGUGUGGUCGAUGUGGUCGGAAUGCGAAGGUGGAUAAUUCUUUACUAUUUCGGGAUUGUUCCCGUAACUCCUGGAGCAAAGAAUUGGGCCCCGAUAUUGGAGCUCCGAGUCUGCAUAGUCUCAGCACUCUUGGCAAUUGAUGGGCAAGGGCGCAAACAGAGCAUAGGCGGUGCUCAUCCAUACUGAACUGCCUCGAUAAUCAUUCAGGAGUUAGGCUUGGGGUCGCAUUACCCGCCUUGGGCCUCUUUCGGAGGACGACGUGCACCUGCUCAUCUAUCUAAUCUUUCUCAUUCGAGCUCACAUGAAUAUGUCUAUCUCAACAGUGUCCUCGAAUCCUCAAUACGCUAUGG